CUGGAAUGUGUGAGCGUGCGGCGGCCUCACUUUUUGACUGGCUGCGCGAUCUGCACAGUAUCACUGUCUCCUCCCCCAUCGUAUCAUUUCAGCUCUUGGCGGCGGCGGUCUCUCUCUUCCCCCCCAACCUCGGCAGUCACUGUCCCUUCCGGCCUCUUAUCAGAGAAGAACAACUCCGGAGCUCCGACCUCUCUUCCCCCUUGUUCCCGGGAGCUCUUCCUUCUUCUCUCCUUCAAUGGCGUCCCUCUCCACGUCCCUUCUCCCACAAUACACUCCCCAGCAGCUCUCUUCCGCCUCCGCGCUCGCGCCUACCUCAUUUCCGAUCUCCUUCCGCUCUGCUGCGACUCUGACUCUCUCCGUGAAGCCUCCGACGACGAUAACCUGCCUCUCCACCUCGCAGGCCCAGGCCGCGGUCGCGACUGCGAGAGCCGACAGCAGGAUCACCGAGAGGAGCGAGAUUCGGCUCGGCUUGCCCAGCAAAGGCCGCAUGGCUGACGACACGCUCGAUCUCCUCAAGGAUUGCCAAUUACACGUAAAGCAGGUCAAUCCUCGGCAGUACGUUGCAGAAAUUCCUCAGCUUUCAAACUUGGAAGUCUGGUUUCAGCGGCCAAAAGACAUUGUUAGAAAAUUGUUAUCAGGAGAUCUAGACCUUGGUUUUGUUGGAUUGGACACCGUUAGUGAAUACGGACAGGGAAAUGAAGAUCUUAUCAUUGUUCAUGAUGAUCUUGAAUAUGGAGAUUGCCGUUUAUCUCUUGCGAUUCCUCAGUAUGGUAUCUUUGAGAACAUUAAUUCGCUGAAGGAGCUUGCACAAAUGCCUCAGUGGACUGAGGGGAGACCCCUUAGAGUUGCUACUGGCUUCAGCUAUUUGGGUCCUAAAUUUUUGAAGGAGAAUGGGCUGAAGCAUGUGACAUUUUCGACUGCUGACGGAGCUUUGGAGGCAGCUCCUGCGAUGGGAAUAGCUGAUGCCAUCCUGGACCUGGUGAGUAGCGGAACAACUUUGAGAGAAAACAACUUGAAAGAAAUUGAAGGUGGCACUGUGCUGGAAAGCCAGGGUGUUCUUGUUGCGAGCAGGAGGUCCCUGAUCAAGAGGGAAGGUGUAUUAGACAUAACCCAUGAGAUUCUUGAAAGAUUAGAAGCUCAUUUGAGGGCAGCCGGUCAGUUCACGGUAGUUGCUAAUAUGAGAGGAAGCAGCGCAGAAGAAGUGGCAACGCGGCUCCUAAGCCAACCGUCACUCUCUGGGUUGCAGGGACCUACCGUAAGUCCAGUCUAUUGCAAACGUGAUGGGAAGGUAGUUGCAGAUUACUAUGCAAUGGUCAUUUGUGUUCCCAAAAAGGCGCUUUAUAAAUCCGUUCAGCAAUUAAGAGCUAUCGGGGGUAGCGAUGUUCUAGUUUCUCCCUUGACCUACAUCUUCGAUGAGGAGCCUCCAAGAUGGCGUGAGCUCUUGAGAAAACUCGGACUCUAGUCCUUCCCUUAGGUGUAGCAUUGUUGGAGCCGAUAGACUCUCCUCUUAAGAGGAAAUAAUUCGACGAAUUUUAUUUACUUAUAGUACUUAAUACUCCCGACCUGUUUGUUGUAAUAUCUUGCGUUGAUUUUAGGACAUGCGGUUGUAUUCAUAGUGUUGUCUGGUGAUCAUGAUUUUUAUUUAUGGGCUCUGGCGAAGGCUUUUUUCUUUGUGUUCGAAGGAGCUCCCGCCCUAUCUGGCCAAGAAUUACUUAAACAUAGCUAGAACUCUUUGAACUGUUAAGAAAGUAUUCUGCAGAGCAACGAUCUGAAAAUCAUUGCAGUUAA
Molecule: messenger RNA, 1788 nt
Organism: Punica granatum (pomegranate)
Lineage: Eukaryota; Viridiplantae; Streptophyta; Magnoliopsida; Myrtales; Lythraceae
Source: RefSeq, a predicted model, not a curated record